This is a messenger RNA of Megalops cyprinoides (Indo-Pacific tarpon), 1488 nucleotides long. It is a transcript of the gene cacnb3b, whose product is annotated as calcium channel, voltage-dependent, beta 3b. The record is from RefSeq and is a predicted model, not a curated record. Lineage: Eukaryota; Metazoa; Chordata; Actinopteri; Elopiformes; Megalopidae. The transcript is spliced from 14 exons. Gene Ontology annotation, cellular component: voltage-gated calcium channel complex. The coding region runs from base 1 to 1488 and encodes 495 amino acids. Gene Ontology annotation, molecular function: protein binding; high voltage-gated calcium channel activity. Gene Ontology annotation, biological process: regulation of voltage-gated calcium channel activity; neuromuscular junction development; calcium ion transmembrane transport.
AUGGAUGUCGUAACAGCACAGCGCUUGGUGACGGGAACUGAGGAUAACCUGAGAAAGUGUGCCCGAGACUUUAAGGGUGUGAAGAGGGCAGCAGACGACUUUGUUGAGUGGGCCAAUGGCAUUCUGAAGGAGCAGCAGGACUGUGAUGCUGAAGCUCAGACUGCUCUCCCAGAGAAGAGAACGAAAAAAAAUAAGAGAAAGCCAGGUGAGUUGGCAGAAGAUGAGCCCAUUGCUGAUGCAGACAUGGAUUACAAAAUCAAGAUCCACAAUGAGUACAACACCAGGGCCUCUGCCGCCAGUGAUGAAUCAGGGGAAGGCUUUGAGGAUCUUGAUGAAAGUGUGGAGUUGGGUUCAGCCGAUUCCUACACCAGUAGACCCUCGGACUCCGACGUGUCUGUGGAGGAGGACCAGGAGGCGGGUCGGCGUGAGGCCGAACGCCAGGCCCAGCUGCAGCUAGAGAGAGCCAAGACUAAACCAGUGGCAUUUGCAGUGAAAACCAAUGUAGGCUACUGCGGGGCACUGGAUGAAGAAUGUCCCGUUCAGGGGUUAGCAGUCAACUUCGAAACCAAAGACUUUCUGCACAUUAAAGAGAAAUUUAACAAUGACUGGUGGAUCGGAAGGUUAGUGAAGGAGGGGGCUGAUGUUGCCUUCAUCCCCAGCCCCCUCCGACUGGAAGCCAUAAGGCUGAAGCAGGAGCAGAAACAGCAGAGGAAAGUGGGAGGCAACACAUCUUCAAGUCUGGGUUCUGGAGGAAGGAGGGGGGCUCCCGCCUCUGCAGCCAAACAGAAGCAGAAGCAGACUGAACAUGUUCCGCCAUAUGAUGUGGUUCCCUCCAUGAGGCCUGUGGUGCUAGUUGGUCCUUCCCUCAAAGGCUACGAGGUGACAGAUAUGAUGCAGAAAGCACUCUUUGACUUCCUGAAGCACAGAUUUGAAGGGCGAAUUUCCAUCACACGGGUGACAGCUGAUCUCUCUCUGGCUAAAAGAUCUGUUCUGAACAAGAGAGCCAUCCUGGAGAGGUCCAACACACGAUCCAGUCUAGUGGAGGUCCAGAGUGAGAUUGAGAGGAUAUUUGAGCUGGCCAAGACCUUGCAGCUGGUGGUCCUGGAUGCAGACACAAUUAACCACCCUGCACAACUCUCUAAGACCUCACUAGCUCCCAUAAUCAUCUAUGUCAAAGUUUCCUCACCUAAGGUCCUGCAGCGGCUGAUAAAAUCUCGAGGGAAGUCUCAGAGCAAACACCUGAAUGUUCAGAUGAUGGCGGGAGACAAGCUGGCACAGUGUCCCCCUGAUAUGUUUGACGUCAUUCUGGAUGAAAACCAGCUGGAAGAUGCUUGUGAACACCUGGCUGAAUACUUGGAAAUCUACUGGCGUGCCACUCACCUCCCUGGCUCCGCCUCUGUUAUCCCUCUGUUGGAGCCAAAUCCGAUUACCCCACCCUCAGGCAACUCCAGCCUCCAGUUCUCUGAGACACAGGAGUUAAUUGAAUGA